GGACCGCGCUCUGGGCGCGCGAGGCAGAGACUGGUGGCCGGGCCGGGCCUGUUCAGCCGGCCCGAGGCUCGCAGACCUGGGACCCGGCAGCCUGGCCCGGCGCCCACUGGGACGCUUAGGAGGAAGAGGAAGGUCCAGGCCCUGUUCCUUCGGGACGCCCUGGGCGGGCCCUCUCCGCGCCCGGCCGCACAGCGCGCUCUUUUUCUGGCCCUGGGCAGGCAGCUCGGCUUGGGCCUGCCUCGGGUAGUUGCUGAGUUGCACAAACAGCUCUGCACGCCGGGUGGCCCGCAGUGGAGACCGGCAGCGACCCGCUGAGCCCGGAACGGGGCUGGCUGCAGGGCGGGAGUCUGCACGCUGUGACCUGGAAGAAUGAGUAGCAUUUUUGAGGCUGUAGGGAAAGCCGGCGGAGGAGGGGCUUCCCUCACUGCUGUAGCGGUUUCCGGUUUGCCACAACUAAUAUUAAACUUUGAAUUAUCUCUUGUCUGUUGGCGCCAGGGUUUCUUGUUGCUCCCGUGUUACAGAUGAAGAAACAGGGCGUUGUGAAUCCAGAUUUAGUUCUUUAGUAACUGUGUGACCUUGGGCCAGAAAGUCAACCUACGCUGUCAUUUUUCUUAUUUGUGUAAUGGAUAUAGUAAUAGGAUUUGCUUCAUGUGGUUGUGGAACUCAGCAUCAGUUAAUGCAUUGAAAGGGUUUAGCACAACGCCCGACACGACUAGUAGGAGAGGAAGUGCAAAUUCAUCAGCUACUGUAACAUCAGGGUACUCAUUGGAUUCUCCAUAACCCGUCUGUGGAAUACACUUCCCUUCUUGUGGACCCCAGUUUAGAAGUCUGACUCUAAAGCAUUUAGAAUAAAACUUAAAAAGUAUGGCAGGAUUUCUAUAGUAUAUCUAAUAUGAGUCCCACAUCUUGGCCUCUUACCCAGCUUCAGCAGUCUCAGCUCCACUGGCUGGAGAAUAAAUGGGAUUUGCACAAAUUCCAAACAGAACUGAAAUUCAGACUGCAGUGUUAAUAUCAUUUUCUUCUGGUUGUUAUUAACAGAACAUUAAAUGUCGUCAGAAGACCGAGAAGCUCAGGAGGAUGAAUUGCUGGCCCUGGCGAGUAUUUAUGAUGGAGAUGAAUUUAGAAAAGCAGAGUCUGUCCAAGGUGGAGAAACCAGGAUCUAUUUGGAUUUGCCACAAAAUUUCAAGAUAUUUGUGAGCGGCAAUUCAAAUGAGUGUCUCCAGACUAGUGGCUUUGAAUACACCAUUUGCUUUCUGCCUCCACUUGUGCUGAACUUUGAACUGCCACCAGAUUAUCCAUCCUCCUCCCCACCUUCAUUCACACUUAGUGGCAAAUGGCUGUCACCAACUCAGCUCUCUGCUCUCUGCAAGCACUUAGACAACCUGUGGGAAGAGCACCGAGGCAGCGUGGUCCUGUUUGCCUGGAUGCAGUUUCUUAAGGAAGACACCCUAGCAUACCUGAACAUUGUCUCUCCUUUUGAGCUCAAGAUGGGCUCUCAGAAAAAAGUGCAGAGAAGGACGGCUCAGGCCUCUUCCAAUACAGAACUAGAGUUURGAGGAGCUACUGGAUCUGAUGUAGACCAAGAGGAAGUUGUGGAUGAAAGAGCUGUACAGGAUGUGGAAUCAUUGUCAAGUCUGAUCCAGGAAAUCUUGGACUUUGAUCAAGCUCAGCAGAUGAAAUGCUUUAAUAGUAAAUUGUUCCUGUGCAAUAUUUGUUUCUGUGAGAAGUUGGGUAGUGAGUGCAUGUACUUCUUGGAAUGUAGGCAUGUGUACUGUAAAGCCUGUCUGAAGGACUACUUUGAAAUCCAGAUAAAAGAUGGCCAAGUCCAAUGCCUCAAUUGCCCAGAACCAAAGUGUCCWUCAGUGGCCACUCCUGGUCAGGUCAAAGAGCUAGUGGAAGCAGAGUUAUUUGCCCGUUAUGACCGCCUUCUCCUCCAGUCCACCUUGGACCUGAUGGCAGAUGUUGUAUACUGUCCCCGCCCAUGCUGCCAGCUGCCUGUGAUGCAGGAGCCUGGCUGUACCAUGGGCAUCUGCUCCAGCUGCAAUUUUGCCUUCUGUACCUUGUGUAGGUUGACCUAUCAUGGGGUCUCUCCAUGUAAGGUAACUGCAGAGAAAUUAAUAGAUUUACGAAAUGAGUACCUGCAAGCAGAUGAAGCUAAUAAAAGAUUUUUGGAACAGAGGUAUGGUAAGAGGGUGAUUCAGAAGGCCCUGGAAGAAAUGGAAAGUAAAGAGUGGCUGGAAAAGAACUCAAAGAGUUGCCCAUGUUGUGGGACUCCCAUACAGAAGUUAGAUGGAUGUAACAAGAUGACAUGUACUGGCUGUAUGCAAUAUUUCUGCUGGAUUUGCAUGGGUUCUCUGUCUAGAGCAAACCCUUACAAACAUUUUACUGAUCCCGAUUCCCCAUGUUUUAACAGGUUGUUCCAUGCUGUGGAUGUUAAUGGAGAUAUUUGGGAAGAUGAGAUUGAAGACUAGUUAACUCUUUCUGCUCAUAAUAUGGAAAUGGAAUGGUUUGCCCUAAUCUUGUCAAGUGUACAAAGUAACUUUGCAGGAUAUUUAGGGUACCAUGCAUUCAUAGAAGAUAAGGAAGAGCAAGGUUUAUAUUUUCAUUUGGUACUACUGAUUAUGGCACCUUCAUACAUUUUUCCAUGUAUCAUAAAUUGAUAAAAUUAUAAGCCAAAGGUUCAGAAAAUGAAAAUUACAGAAUAUUAAAUAAUAUAAUAUGCCCAAAGCUCUUUUUAACUAAAAAGUAAAUAUUUAUUUUCUUCCCCAAGCUUUAGAUAAGGAGAAGGGUCAGGAAUUAAACAUAUAGACCUGUCUCCAAGGAGCAUCCCUCUGAGACAUUCUGUUGGAGCCCACUCAGUACUCCUAACAGCUGGGGUGGGUAGAAGCCUUAUUAAAAUCGUACUGAGAGCCUGAUCCCAUUCACUACACAUUACUCACAUUCCUUCCAACUGAAAUUUCUGCUAAGUUCUCUUUGGAGGAAGCUUUUUGCUCUAUGACUGGAUGGCCCAGUGUUAUUUUGAUUGAUGCUUUUUAGAAUUUAGAAAUUUAUAAUAAUUUAAGAAAUAUUUUUCAGUACCACAAACACUGUGGGUGGCUUGAUAUUUAUGAGUGAUAUAUAUAGUUCACUGAUUUUGAGCCAAAUCUAUAAUGUAAUGAAACUGAUGUGGGAGAAUUUCUACCCUAUUCUACUUUCCUGGGCAGUAGAGCUUGGAUUUACCUUUUUAUUCUACAUUUUCUCCUUUUACCCUCCCCCUGCCUUCUGUUGCAAGGACAGUUUUAAUAUUAAUUCCAGCAGCACACAUUUUCCUCUGCAGAAACAAGAGAAAGCCUAAUGUAUUCUCAAGCUGAACAAGCUGAAUGUUCUUUAAUUAUCUGGUUUUUGAACCUAUAUAYAUUACUGUAGUUCCAGCCCUAACCUGAGUUCUUUUUAAAGGUCUUCUCUAAUGAGCUAUGGGAAUUUGGCUUUUUUGCAACAGCAGUGCUUUGGGUGAUAAUUUUGGCUUGAUACCUAGAUUCCUAUUUCUGGAUUUUGUUGGCUUUUUGGAAAAUUGUUUUUCCUUAUGAUUUGGUGAGUGGCUAG
Urocitellus parryii (Arctic ground squirrel) is the source of this 3582-nucleotide messenger RNA. It is a transcript of the gene Rnf14, whose product is annotated as ring finger protein 14. NCBI's taxonomy places the organism in Eukaryota, Metazoa, Chordata, Mammalia, Rodentia, Sciuridae. Gene Ontology annotation, molecular function: zinc ion binding; protein binding; ubiquitin-protein transferase activity. Gene Ontology annotation, biological process: protein ubiquitination. The record is from RefSeq and is a predicted model, not a curated record.